Messenger RNA from Anopheles nili, 2546 nucleotides. RefSeq names its product major facilitator superfamily domain-containing protein 1-like. Gene Ontology annotation, molecular function: transmembrane transporter activity. The coding region runs from base 123 to 1742 and encodes 539 amino acids. The transcript is spliced from 7 exons. Gene Ontology annotation, biological process: transmembrane transport. The record is from RefSeq and is a predicted model, not a curated record. Lineage: Eukaryota; Metazoa; Arthropoda; Insecta; Diptera; Culicidae. Gene Ontology annotation, cellular component: lysosome.
GUUGGCACAAAGGACGGUUCGAGAUAGCUUGUGGCUUACUUCCACGACCGCUAUUUGGGUUUUCAAUAAACACUUGUAAUUUUUGAAACUCGUAUAGAGCGAUAGCGUAAACCUGCUAAAGAAUGCCUCGUCUGAAUGAUGAUGAUGAUGCGCGCCGACCGAUCCUGCAACCGGACACGGACACCGACGAACCAACAGCAGUAAGCGGAUCGCUGGCCCGUCUUGGCCGUCAGAGUGACGACGACGAGCUGAACGAACGGCUCACGGGAUGCGGUGCCAGCGCAUGUUGCAAUCCGUCCUCGUUCCUCCACCGCUUCCAGGCCCUUAUCUUGAUGUGUCUGGUCGGCUUUGGUUCGUACUUCUGUUAUGAUAAUCCCGGCGCCCUGCAGGACACGUUUAAGUCGGAUCUCGGUCUUACGACCACCCAGUUCGUGAUGCUGUACUCCAUCUACUCAUGGCCCAAUGUGAUUCUCUGCUUCAUUGGAGGAUUUCUGAUGGACCGCGUGUUUGGAAUUCGGCUCGGCACGAUCAUCUACAUGUUCAUUCUGUUAAUCGGUCAGCUGAUUUUUGCGAUGGGCGCUACUAUCAACAUGUUCUGGCUGAUGAUCGUCGGGCGCUUCAUGUUUGGCAUCGGUGCGGAAUCAUUAGCCGUAGCGCAAAACAGCUAUGCGGUACUAUGGUUUAAGGGCAAGGAGCUGAAUAUGGUUUUUGGUUUGCAGUUGUCUUUUGCUCGAGUCGGUAGUACAGUCAACUUUCUCGUUAUGGUCCCCAUCUAUAAGUACGUCAAGAGCUUGGGCUACCAGGGGCAUAUGUGCACUGGUGUGGUGCUGCUGCUCGCCACGCUCACAUGCGUGAUGUCGAUGAUUUGCGCUUUGAUUCUUGGCUGGAUGGAUCGUCGGGCAGCGCGAAUCCUGCGACGCAAUGAUGCUGCUCCUGGCGGUGAGGUAGCUAAGCUGUCAGAUGUGCGUACGUUCAAGGUGUCCUUUUGGAUGGUGACCGUGAUUUGUGUGGCCUACUAUGUGGCGAUCUUUCCAUUCAUCGCGCUGGGAAAAGUGUUCUUUAUGCGUAAAUUCGACUAUUCAUCCGAAGACGCUAAUACAGUCAACUCGAUCGUGUACAUCAUAGCUGCUGUGGCCAGUCCUUUGUUUGGGUUGUUAGUCGAUCGUACCGGACGCAACGUGCUUUGGGUGUUUCUGUCCAUCCUCGUGACUAUUGUGGCGCACGGCAUGCUCGCAUUUAGCUAUCUGAACCCGUACAUCGGCAUGAUUACAAUGGGUCUGGCGUACUCCAUGCUCGCUUCCAGUCUAUGGCCACUUGUUGCGCUUAUCGUGCCGGAAUAUCAGCUUGGAACAGCGUACGGAAUAUGUCAAUCUGUGCAGAAUCUUGGUCUUGCCGUGAUUUCGAUGAUUUCGGGUAUGAUCGUUGACAAGGGUGGCUACUUCAUGCUGGAAAUGUUCUUCAUCGGAUGGCUCAUUGUUUCUCUAUUGGCCACAAUCGUGAUCUGGAUGUAUGAUGCAAGCAACGAUGGAUUGUUGAACAUGGGUCCGGCAGCUCGAUCGCUGUAUGCGAGCAAAACCUUACAUAACAUGUCUGUGGAACCAGGAAGGUCGCAGAGUGAAACGGAUAACCUGUUCGAACGAGAACAUCGUGGAGCAGAUCCCGAAGCAAUACGUAAUCGGUACGUAAAUCGCGUGCUGGAUGGCACACCAACCCAAAGCGAUACGGAACCAUUGGUUGAAUGAGGACUAACAAAUGGGGUUUUCGCGGAUUCUGCUUUAAGAUGAAAGUUAUGCGAUCAUAGCUGUGGCAACAAGAUACGGUAGAAGAUCAUUCCAAUUUGCUGGAGGCUGUGUGUGUUUGUCUGCAUGUUAAUUCGUCUAUGUGUAUAAGGCUAUUCUAAUUGUUUUAGAUGUAUUUUACCAUGAUUAUUUUAACAUAACCGAUGAAGGAAUGGAGUGUUAGGAAAGGGUACACUAGGAACGGCCGAAGCGUAUGCAUUCUUGGUUGUAUAAUUGCUAAGAAUGUUGAGCUUUAAGCAAAUCGCAGAAGUAGAUAAUGGAAGGAAAUAAGAAAAAGUCGAUUGACCGGCCACGGGCAUCAGAAUUAAGCUUGAAAGUAGAAGAUCGAAGUAUUAAUGGCUAGACGGAGAGAUUGAUCCAAUCAAUCCAUCUCAUUCUAUUAUCUAUGGGCAUACUUUAUCGGAUUGCUAUCUUCCCUUUGUUAGUGAGUUAUUACCACAAAGUGUGCCAACGUUGCCAAAAGAUAGCUAAAACCUGGCAAAAAAUAUAUACAUAUUCCAACCAUAUUGCAAGGGAAAAUUUCGAAUAUAGAUAUUGAUGUUAUACAAAUGUUUGAACGAGUUGCCGUCACAACGGGAAGCACAAUAAAACACUGGUAUCGUAGAAUACUACGGAACGUGAAGCUACAAUGCGAAAUGCAUCUAUAAAAACAUAUCUCACCUAGGUCUGCUGGGGUUAACUGUGAACUAAAUAUCAAUUCUUGCUAUGGAAGCGAGCAUUUACUACAAGGAAACAAAUAAAAUGUUA